UUCCAAAACGCAACGAGAAGCACGUCUUAAGACUAUGGAACAAGAAAUAAAUCAGACACGUCGUCAACUAACUGAAUUAUUGCGUUUAGAGAAAGCUAACGAGGCUAGAGAAUCGGAAUGUUUAAGAUUAAGAAACAAAAUACAGUCGUUGAGCUCUUCAGUGAUCCGAUCAGCUAAUGAACUGAAGGAAGAAAGCACUGCUUAUCGAAAAUGGCGUAAAGAAAAGGAAACUGAGGAAUUAUACAGAAAUCAUUCCGAUGCUGAUCAUUUACAUGAUACUGUAAUUUCUGAACUCCAGAAAAUCGAAUCCAUUCUCAACUCCUUAAAUCAAUUUGUUAGAGAUAAAUUCAAUGAAUAUUUUGAAGUGAUUAGUUAUAUUGAAGAAUUGAAAAACAUCCAAACUGGAUUGAUAAAACUAUUUGAUGAGUCGAAUAAAAUGAAAGACAUUCAAUCUCGGCUUCAAGCUGCUAAUGAAAACAUUGACCAGUUAAAAAAAGAAAAUGCUGAACUACGAGAUGCUUGUAAAAUUCAGCACGAUAAAUUAAUGACGAUAAGAUCAUUAGCUGCAUUUGAUCCGGAAUUAGUACUUGUUUCCGCUGGAAAUGAUUCUUCAUUCGUCUGUCCUGUGGGUGGUUCUUAUCUGAAUACUUUAAGUGAAUCAGUUGGUCAUACUUUGUCUGCUCUAUUAGGUGAUCCAAUGAAACCAAUCAAUCCAAGGUGA
Messenger RNA from Schistosoma guineensis, 721 nucleotides. NCBI's taxonomy places the organism in Eukaryota, Metazoa, Platyhelminthes, Trematoda, Strigeidida, Schistosomatidae. The record is from the annotation of a GenBank genome assembly.